This is a messenger RNA of Taeniopygia guttata (zebra finch), 3786 nucleotides long. It is a transcript of the gene STS, whose product is annotated as steroid sulfatase. Gene Ontology annotation, molecular function: arylsulfatase activity. Lineage: Eukaryota; Metazoa; Chordata; Aves; Passeriformes; Estrildidae. The record is from RefSeq and is a predicted model, not a curated record.
CUCUAUUUAUUAUAUUUUCUACCUGUUCUUACACACCAGGAAGAAGAUGGGGCUCCUUUUACUUCUAAUAAUUUGCCAGUGUGCCAUAAACAGUAUCAAAACAUGCAGUGUUUCAAAGCCCAAUAUAAUUUUACUGAUGGCUGAUGAUCUUGGUGUUGGAGACCUGGGAUGUUACGGGAACAGAACCUUAAGAACCCCUAAUAUUGACAGGCUAGUAGAGGAAGGAGUGACACUUACUCAGCAUAUAGCAGCAUCCCCACUUUGUACUCCAAGCAGGGCAGCUUUCCUGACAGGGAGAUAUCCUAUAAGAUCAGGAAUGGCUGCCUUUUCACGAGUUGGUGUCUUCUUAUUUUCUGCCUCUUCUGGGGGACUUCCUUCUGAAGAAAUAACUUUUUCGAAGCAGAAAGGUUAUGCAACAACUCUAAUAGGAAAGUGGCAUCUUGGGAUGAACUGUGAAAGCAGUAAUGACUUCUGUCACCACCCCCUCAGUCAUGGAUUUGAUUACUUUUAUGGCCUUCUCGUGACCAAUUUUAGAGACUGCAAACCUGGUCAAGGCAGUGUCUUUUUAAAAGGUGUUCAGAAAGGCCUUGUUCUCCCAAUCCAAAUCACUGGAAUUGCCCUUGUGUCUUUGGUAGUAGGGCAGUACAUUGGCCUUCUCAAAGUACCCUUCCAAGCACUGGGUUACUUCUUGUUAAUAAUCACAAUUUCACUUAUGGUUUUGAUUUUUUUCUUCUAUAAUUUUUGACAACUAAACUGCUUUUUAAUGAGGGACCAUCAGAUUAUCCAGCAGCCACUGUCCUAUGAGAACCUUACUCAGAGGCUGACAAAAGAAGCCAUGCAUUUUAUUGAAAGGAACACUGAUACACCAUUUCUUCUCGUCCUGUCUUAUCUUCAUGUCCAUACUGCUCUCUAUGCUUCAGAAAAUUUCAAAGGAAAGAGCAAGCAUGGUUUAUAUGGUGAUACAGUGGAGGAAAUGGACUGGAGUGUAGGGCAAGUUCUGGAUGUGCUGGAAAAGCAUAAUCUGAGUGACAAAAGUCUUGUAUACUUUACAUCUGACCAAGGGGCUCAUGUUGAAGAAAUCUCCAGUGCUGGAGAAGUCCAUGGAGGAUACAAUGGCAUAUAUAAAGGUGGAACAUCAACGAACUGGGAAGGAGGUAUUCGUGUGCCAGGUCUUCUCCGUUGGCCUGGGGUGGUACAGGCUGGUGCCUAUAUUGAUAAGCCAACGAGUAACAUGGGUAUAUUUCCUACCAUAGUUGGACUUGCAGAUGCACAGUUACCCUCUGACAGGAUUAUUGAUGGACAUGAUCUGCAACCUUUACUUCAAGGAAAAGUUACUCAAUCUAAGCAUGAAUUUCUCUUCCAUUACUGCAAUGCAUAUUUAAAUGCAGUGCGCUGGCAUCCAGCAGGAAACAGUGAAUCUGUCUGGAAAGUCUUCUUCUUCACUCCAAACUUCAGUCCUGAGGACUCCAAUGGCUGCUAUGAUUCUCACGUUUGCUUCUGCCAUGGAGGAUUCAUUACACGACAUGAUCCUCCACUGCUCUUUGAUCUGUCCAGAGACCCUGAAGAGAAAGUCCCACUGACUCCAGAAACUGAGAGCCGUUUCUACGAAAUCCUCAGGGUUGUACACCAAGCAGUAGACAACCACACCAGAUCCUUGCAUGCUGUUCCUAACCAGCUGUCAUGGAACAACCUUCUCUGGAAGCCAUGGCUCCAGCUCUGCUGCUCAUCUCAGUCUUGCUACUGUGACUAUGAGCCAGGAGGGAGUCCACUGCAGGUACAUUUGGGAUAAAUAAGCUGCAAUUCCCUUUCAGAACCUGGACCAGCAGAGUGUGAAUGUCUGACUUGAACUUGUGGUAAAAGCCUUCAGAAGGUUUUGUUGUGUUGGUGGACGACCAGUCUUCAAAUACAUAUUGCAGUAGAAGAGAAUUUCAGUCAAGAAAACAUGCCAAGAGAGGGAAGGCAAGACACACCUUCUCUGUCUUUAUCACAAGCAUGAAGGACACAUUACUGUCCUCAUACAUAUGGGCAGAAUUGUAGGCAUUUUAUAUGGGAGAUAAUUUCCUAGGCCUUCAGCUUGAGCUUUUGUCUUACACAGCAAAGAAUUUACCUAUCAGUUCUGUCAAUCACAACUACUAAAUGUGCACUUUCCUGUCCUUUUUACUAAGUGUUAUCCAUUAGUAGGACAGAGCAGUGAGUAAUUGCAAACAGAGAGAUAAUAGUGGAGAGGUCCUCCUGUGACAGUCAUUUGGUAACUGAUAGAUAGGUUAAGAGCAGACUUGCAGGAGAUCUCUGUCAACAGCCACGACAAAUAUGAAAAAACUGGCAACUUGCCAACAGUCUAACUUUUAAUGUGCUGUAUAAGUGCACGGAGCUAUGGUAGUGGAAGACCUUGUGUCCAUAUUAAAAUGAUGCUCCCCAGGAUCCCUGCUGUCAUAUUGCAUGGUAGCAACCUUUGUUUCAAAAGGACACCAAGUGUACCAGCUACGUGCUUGAGUGUGUACCAUAAGUCUCCAUGUAUAUAUAUAUAUAUAUAUAUAUAUAUAUAUAUAUAUAUAUAUGCAUAAAUCCUUCAAUCCCUGAUAUAGGCACACCCUUAAGAUCAUAUUCCAAUUGAAAAAAGGAAAGAUUUGGUCCAUACUUGGUAUAUGAGUUCCAAAUUUACAUUAUUCUGCAAUUUUGUCCUUCACUUAUUUGUUAUACCAUGUCAAUUUGUCUUCUAUAAUCAAUGGAAGAAUUUCCAUUUAUGAAGGUAAUCACAAAAAAAUAAAAUUUGGUCUUCCUUUAAAUAUCUUUGCCAUCUUUUAAGCUCUCUGAAUAGUAUCUAUCAUUUUCUGAAAAUACGCUUGGGCUUGAGUACUUACAGCCAAAUAUAACUGUCUCUGAGUUCUCAGCAAGGUCUUGGGAAAUCUACUGUCCUCGAGGGCUAAUUUUUGUAUCCAUUUUUAUCUCUGUCUUAUUCAGACACAUUUUCUUUCCAUUCUACAGGCAGACAAACUAUUUUCUUUGGCAUAUUGCAGACAAAAAGAAGAUAUCAGCAAAACACUAAAAUGAUUUGAUGCCUGAUAAUAGAAGGUGACUUGCUCCUUAUCAGAAAGCAGCAGUUAAUUCCCACAUUACAAUGUAUUAAAAUCUGUUUGGAGCAAAAUUGAUCUGUGAUGAUAGUAAUGCAGUAGCUUCAGUCAGCCAGCAUUAAGGUUGUGACCCAGUUCUUGUGAGCUAUUGAAGCCUUUCCUUUUAAAAUAUAUUGUGAUAAAUGGUAUAUUUCUCUGUCUGUAAAACCUAGGCUUUAUUUGAUUUUUUCAUUGCAGUUUCUUUCAAAAUUUCAUUCUCCACAAUACCCAGAAGCCUCUCCUGGGAAAUGUAUUUUUUCCUUGAAGUCCUAUUUCUAAUGUUUCACCGUGUUUUCAUGAUCUUAAUUAUGUCUUCAGCAAGCUCUCUGUAGGAGGCAGUGCCACAUGACCAAUAUUUAUCACUGGAUGUACUGCAUAACCUUAGGAAGAAAAAUGCCUCUCAUUUGCAUGCAAAUAUUGUUUCAUGACAGCAGCUGCCUUUCAAUGUCAUGGCAGGAUCCAUACUUCCCAAAUUUUUUGGUCCUCGCCAUGUGGCCCUAGAACCCCCUGGGGCAUGGCACUGGUGCCAGCAUUUCCCUCCUUGCAGGCAAAGGGCAGCACUCAGGCCCAGCUGUGGCCAGAGUGCUGAAACACCGCGGUGUGGAGGGAUGCUCUUUCCAGCUCCCACAGCCCUGCCACAGCUUACACAAAAGCUUUUCAAAGAAGUACUCCUGAA